Molecule: messenger RNA, 588 nt
Organism: Parnassius apollo (apollo)
Lineage: Eukaryota; Metazoa; Arthropoda; Insecta; Lepidoptera; Papilionidae
Source: the annotation of a GenBank genome assembly
AUGCGUAAAAAGACUAAAAUUCAGAAUAAUAGCGAUGAUGAGUUAUUGAAAUUACUGCAGGAUAAAACUUAUGAUGAGGAUGUUUCAUUUUGUGAAAUGAUCAUACCAAUGCUCAAGAAUCUCUCAACAGACCAGAAACAUUACGCUAAAAUUGAAAUUCUGAAUGCACUUAACAGAGCAACUAAAUAUUCACCACAAAAUUUUAUACCGCCUAGAGUCAGAUCCGCUAUGUCUCAAUAUCAAUCAUCAUCAUCAUCGUAUUCAUCUUACAACCCAAAUACGCCAUCACCCUACCCAAAUACUAUCCAUCAAUCUCCUUCUCCUCAAAUUUACCAAUACCCACCAUCUUUUCCUCAAUCUCCGCCAGAUCCGUCUCCUCAAACCCAAUACACACCAUCUAGUAAUUCAACUGUCAUUCCUCAAUCUCCGCCUGAUUCGUCUCCUCAAACCCAAUACACACCAUCUCGUAAUUCAACUGUCAUUCCUCAAUCUCCGCCUGAUCCGUCUCCUCAAACCCAAUACACACCAUCUCAUAAUUCAACUGUCAUUCCUCAAUCUCCGCCUGAUCCGUCUCCUCAAUCCCAAUAA